CGGAGGCGUGGCUCCGGCUGUCCGCUAGGCCAAGUGAAAAUGGCGGCGGCCACAACGACGUCGGCUCGACUUGGGCUUCGUUCUCUGAAGCGGUUGCUGCUAGGCCGCACGCGGUUUCCCGGACGGGCCCCGGCCCGAGGCCUUCGCGCUGGAGGAUGCCUCCAACAGCAGGAAGAGUUUACCUCCCUUGAGGAGAAGCCACAAUUCCCCGGUGCUUCAGCUGAGUUUGUGGACAGGCUCGAGUUCAUCCAACCCAAUGUCAUUUCCGGAAUUCCCAUCUACCGGGUCAUGGACCGGCAGGGGCAGAUUGUCAAUCUCAGUGAGGACCCACAGCUUUCUAAGGAGCAAGUCUUGAAGUUCUACAAGAGCAUGACCCUUCUGAACACUAUGGAUCGGAUCCUAUAUGAAUCACAGAGGCAGGGGCGAAUCUCCUUUUACAUGACCAAUUAUGGGGAGGAAGGGACCCACAUUGGCAGUGCAGCUGCUCUCGAUGACACUGACCUUGUGUUUGGACAGUAUCGGGAAGCAGGUGUCCUGAUGCAUAGGGGGUACCCUCUGGACCUCUUUAUGGCACAGUGCUAUGGCAAUGCCAGUGACCCUGGAAAAGGCCGCCAAAUGCCUGUGCAUUAUGGCUGCAAGGAUAUGCAUUUUGUUACGAUAUCAUCCCCACUGGCUACUCAAAUCCCACAAGCUGUCGGUUCUGCCUAUGCCAUCAAGAGGGAGAAUAACAACCGGAUUGUGAUCUGCUACUUUGGGGAAGGGGCUGCCAGUGAGGGCGAUGCCCAUGCGGGGUUCAACUUUGCCGCCACCCUGGAGUGCCCCAUCAUUUUCUUUUGCCGGAACAAUGGUUACGCCAUCUCCACUCCAACCUCUGAGCAGUACCGGGGUGAUGGCAUUGCUGCCCGGGGUCCUGGAUAUGGCAUCCACUCCAUCCGAGUAGAUGGCAACGAUGUCUUUGCGGUGUACAAUGCCACCAAGGAAGCCCGGCGCCGGGCUGUAGCAGAGAACCAGCCAUUCCUCAUUGAGGCCAUGACCUACAGGAUCGGGCACCACAGCACAAGUGAUGACAGCUCUGCGUAUCGCUCAGUGGAUGAAGUCAACUAUUGGGACAAGCAGGACCAUCCCAUCUCUCGCCUCCGUCACUAUAUGGCCGGCCGAGGCUGGUGGGAUGAGGAGCAGGAGAAGAUCUGGCGCAAGAAAUCCCGUAAAAGAGUGAUGGAGGCCUUCGAAGAGGCAGAGCGCAAGCUGAAGCCCAAAUUCCAGCACCUCUUUUCGGACGUCUACUCAGAGAUGCCCUGGCACAUCCAGAAGCAGCAGGAAUCCUUGGAGCGCCACCUCAAGCAGUACGGCGAACACUACCCCUUGGACCACUAUGAGAAGUGAUUUGUAAGUCCUCCUCGCUUUUCAAUGAGCAGGAUUUGCUGAAAGAACUUUAGCUCGAAGAGAGAGCCAUUUGUAAUCACUUCCUUCUCACCAUGAUAAUGGUGCGAAACGAGUUCUGACUCCUCUGAUAGGGAUUUGUGGACAACUGUGGUGAAGGACAAGCACCUAUAAGCUCUGGCACCUUUUGUCGCUCCAGUCCAGCUUGGGUUAGCUGCCCACUGGCUUGUUUUGCCCCAAUUUUAAAACACAGAUAUAUAUAUUUUAGUUGAACAUAGCCUUAUUUAAAGCACAGGAGCAGUUGACGGCUCUACUGCUGUGCAUACGAACUGCCUUAUCUGUGUGCCGUUCCUUUUCUGGACCAGCUUCUCCUGCCUCCUGUUACAUCUGUCUCCCUUGGUUCUGCUAUUCCGCAAACACUGGGCAAGAACCAACAAGCAGCAUCUUGGUUUCCUUUCCUGGAGAAGUUGUGUCCAAAAACAAAGCACAUUUGCCAAAAUUAUUUCCAGUUCCCUUCAAUCAGUUUUGUGAGAUGUAUCUGUUUGGGAGAGAAUGAGAUUGUCCACUUUCCUUUCAAGGUAAACUUGCGGUGGCUGCAUAAAUCUAGUCUGUGUUCCUGUCUUUUGGAGAAGACCUGGCCAAUAACUCCUAAAUGUGUCUUUAGUUAAUUCAUCAAAAUAGUAAAAGGGCUUUCCCUGGAAAUUAGUGAGGAAACAAUUGUAGUGUACACUCUGGCUAUCAAUAAUAACAAAAUAAUAACACAUUAUUUAUAGACUAUCUCCCCAAAGGGACUCAAUAAAACUAAAUUGGUGCUGAAAACAAAAUUUUAAAAAAUAAGAGGUGGAUUACAACUGGGCUUUUGCCUGAUUGUCUUCCUUAGCCAAAGCACCGCUGCAAUUAUUCAGCACUCUCUUGAACUGUUACAUUUUUCCUUAAUCAUAACUGUUAGACAGAAAGCACAAGAUUUAAUUUUAUCUGGGGCUUUGGGAGAAUAAUUGGUGAAUGUCAGCUACUCCAGGCAGCUGUAUGUUUGGUAAGAAGGCAAGUUGGCAAAGUAAUAAAAAAGGAUUUUACAGUA
Messenger RNA from Anolis sagrei ordinatus, 2458 nucleotides. RefSeq names its product 2-oxoisovalerate dehydrogenase subunit alpha, mitochondrial. Gene Ontology annotation, biological process: branched-chain amino acid catabolic process. Lineage: Eukaryota; Metazoa; Chordata; Lepidosauria; Squamata; Anolidae. The record is from RefSeq and is a predicted model, not a curated record. Gene Ontology annotation, molecular function: oxidoreductase activity, acting on the aldehyde or oxo group of donors, disulfide as acceptor.